Messenger RNA from Piliocolobus tephrosceles (Ugandan red Colobus), 1536 nucleotides. RefSeq names its product N-alpha-acetyltransferase 10-like. The record is from RefSeq and is a predicted model, not a curated record. NCBI's taxonomy places the organism in Eukaryota, Metazoa, Chordata, Mammalia, Primates, Cercopithecidae. The transcript is spliced from 2 exons. The coding region runs from base 1054 to 1470 and encodes 138 amino acids.
UGAGUUGCCGGAUGUGGGGAGGACGCUGUGGACCCCAGUGCCGCCAGGAUGCCUCCACACUGACUCGGUGGCUGAUGGUUGAAAAGCCGGCAUGGAGACAGCAGCUGCCUGCUGAAACGUGCUCCGUGUGUGUUGUGAUGGAGGAGCUCUGGCCCAUGCUGGCAGAGGCUGGUGAAGGGCACACGGGCUGUUUAGUAAUGUUUGGGAAUAAAGAGGUGUGGGUCCCUGGCGUGAGCAGAUCCCAUGGCCAAGCACCUGGAAGAAUCCAAGAGAGAGCAGAAUCAAGGAGAAUGCACGUUCAGGAAGGAAGGACCGGCGGCCAGGCAGCCUAGUGGAUGGAGCAGGUCUGCCUGAGGACAGGGAGGCCCCGUGUGCCUAGCACAGGAGACAGAACCUGGCAGUCAGCGUGCCCAGUAGACAGUGGAAAAAAGUGCUUGCAAGUGAAGCUGGGGUGGGCUGCCUGUGUAGGGACACUAACUGCAGUCAGCCCCUGUUUGGUAGGGGAUGAAGAGGAGGGACUGUUGGGAAGGGCGGUGGCCUCUGGGCUGGAUGCUGGCAACAGGGAUCUGGGACCCAGAUGAGGAUGUCUGGUGGGAACUGCUUUAUAGCUAAGUCAGCAACCCUCAUGUCUUAGGCCUGGCACGGCCAGCCUAGGCCAUUGAGUCCAGCUCCCCUUUCAGGGACAUGGCCACCCGAGUCUGCACACAUGCGUCCCCAGUGCAGGCAUGGCCCCUGAGCUGCUCAGGCAGGGCCCGUGCUGCCUAGGGAUGACUCCCCUAAACAGAGCUCACUGUCUCCUGGGUUCUGAUGGCUGUUGUGAGGCAGCUCAGUAAGGGACAGGACGCAGGGCAGGGAGGGAAGGGGAAGGCUGAAUUCAGGACUUCGGCUGACAAGAAACCACAGAAAUGAAUCCUUAGUAGCCAGGCUAAGGACACAGAAUGGGGCAGGACAGGGGUGGGGCGGGCCGCUAUUUCCUGGAGCCUUUGCUGGAGAGAACAGAGGGCAGGUCACACUGGACUUGCUGUCUCAGGAAGGAGCCUUCAGGGAGAAAACAUGGCAUCUUGCUCCAGUAGCCAUGAUACCACGAGUGGAGGAGGGGGUCCCCCAGGUAUGGGUCUUCCUCCUUGCUCUCUACCCUCUGCCCCCAGGAUCAGUGAAGUGGAGCCCAAAUACUAUGCAGAUGGGGAGGACGCCUAUGCCAUGAAGCGAGACCUCACUCAGAUGGCCGACGAGCUGAGGCGGCACCUGGAGCUGAAGGAGAAGGGCAGGCACGUGGUGCUGGGUGCCAUCGAGAACAAGGUGGAGAGCAAAGGCAAUUCACCUCCGAGCUCAGGAGAGGCCUGUCGCGAGGAGAAGGGCCUGGCUGCCGAGGAUAGUGGUGGGGACAGCAAGGACCUCAGCGAGGUCAGCGAGACCACAGAGAGCACAGAUGUCAAGGACAGCUCAGAGGCCUCUGACUCGGCCUCCUAGAGCCUGCCCCAUCCCUUCCUCACCCCACGAGCUUUUACAAUAAAUUCGCUCCGUGGCACCGGGGAA